CUGAAUACGGUAGCUUUAGACAAGUUUUCAGAUCUCUCGCAACUACUCGACCAGAAGCACACUCUUGAAACAGGAUACUUCCAGCUCGAGGGAACCACUGCAAAGUUCCCCAGCACACAAACUGAAAUCGACCCGUUUGUGACGAUUCACCACAACUGCGACAUGGAUGAACGACAAACAGCUAACCUUGGAUACAAGCGAUGGGCGAUUCGAUUACCGCAGGAGUACGUUACGACAGGAACAAAAGCAAGAAAGGUGAAGAGCUGA
This is a messenger RNA of Cooperia oncophora, 267 nucleotides long. NCBI's taxonomy places the organism in Eukaryota, Metazoa, Nematoda, Chromadorea, Rhabditida, Trichostrongylidae. The record is from the annotation of a GenBank genome assembly.